Brassica rapa (field mustard) is the source of this 1953-nucleotide messenger RNA. RefSeq names its product polypyrimidine tract-binding protein homolog 2. Gene Ontology annotation, molecular function: nucleic acid binding. Lineage: Eukaryota; Viridiplantae; Streptophyta; Magnoliopsida; Brassicales; Brassicaceae. The record is from RefSeq and is a predicted model, not a curated record.
AAUAAAUUAAUUAUAUAUCUUUUUUAUUUUAUAUGUUAAUAUAUAUAUACAUAUAUAUAUGUAUAUAUGUAUAUUAGAAAUAUGUUCAUUAAAAAUAAAUAUAUUAUAUAUUAUAUACUAAUUUUUAUAAUAAUUUUAAAUAACAUACUCAUACUGUUACACCAAUCAUCAUAUUAAACAGUUGAGCAAAAGCAUACAGCUCCUGCAGCAUACUGCUUAUAUAGCAUACUGCUACUGCUAAUGCUCUACCAAUCAAGGUCUUAGUGUCACAGAAUGGACUAGUCCGAAAGCUUACUGCACCGAUCCGAGUUUGAAACUAUUUAUUUUAGCAUCAGAUUUUACAAACACAGAGAGUAUUUUUGGUUAAUGUCACAAAAAUAACUACUCAAUUCGCAUACUCCAUUAUUUUUGGGCAACUGAAAACUUUGUCAUUCAUACAUUUACUACUAUUUUUUCUCGAUGUAACGGUUACUUUUGUUUUCCGAAAGCCCAUAGACGUAAUACUCAAAAUGGGCCAGUCAAACCGUAAAAGCUCAUAUAAUAAUAUCCAUUCUAUUUUCAGCCCGACAAGGAAGACGCCGUAAAAACGACAGCGCUUAAAGACAACCGCGAGGAGGCAGUUUUUGAUUCCCAUUUAUCUCUCUCACUCUCACUCUCACCUUCUUCGUAUCUCUUUCUUCCCCAAAACGUGAAUCCCUAAUUUCAUCUGCACAAUCCAAAUCACGGAGACAAUUUCUCCAGUCCCUAUAGAGCGAUGUCUUCCGUGUCAAGCCAGCCACAGUUUCGAUACACGCAGCCACCUGAGAAACUUGCCUUGGGAAUGCACUGAAGACGAGUUGAUUGAACUCGGGAAGCCCUUUGGUACUGUUGCGAAUACAAAGUGCAAUGUUUGAAGAUUUAAACCAAGCUAUACGAAUGAUCUCGUACUACGCUAUGCUCGCAUGGUCAGCAUUGAUGUCUUGCAUCUGGGCCAUGUCAAGGCAAUUUCUUCAGUGGCAGGAUUAUGCAUUAGGAGAAAGAGCACAUGUGUGUUUGUCUCUCUCUCUCUCUCUCUCUCUCUCUCUCUCUCUCUCUCUCAUUUAUCUACUCCCUGAGGAAGUGGGCCAGUGCUCUCUUAAGAUCACAUAUUCAGCUCAUACAGAUUUGACUGUCAAAUUUCAGAGCCAUCGGAGCAGGGACUAUACUAAUCCUUACCUUCCUGUUGCUCCUUCAGCCAUUGAUAGUACUGGUCAGGUGAUUGUGGGUGUAGACGGAAAGAAAAUGGAGCCUGAAAGUAACGUUCUUCUUGCAUCCAUCGAGAACAUGCAGUACGCAGUAACUUUGGAUGUUUUACAUACGGUUUUUGCGACAUUCGGAGCUGUUCAAAAGAUUGCAAUGUUUGACAAGAACGGUGGGAUGCAAGCAUUGAUUCAAUUCCCAGAUGUUCAAACGGCUGUGAUGGCGAAGGGAGCGUUGGAAGGACAUUGUAUUUAUGAUGGUGGAUUUUGUAAGCUGCAAAUCACUUACUCACGCCACACCGACCUCAGCAUAAAGGUGAACAACGAUCGAAGCAGAUACUACACGCUGCCUAACCCACCGGAUGUUGUGAUGACUCCACCAUCUGGCUUUAAUCCAUACCCGGAGCAAUACCAUGAGACGCAAGGUCAGAGUCCUUACAUGGCAGCACCCUCUCCCGGCUCGAUGCAUCAAGGGUCGGGUGGGCAAAUGCGACCACCACAUCAUGUCCAAUGCAUUAGAAAGAAGAAAAAGAAAGUCAUUUAAAAAAGUCAAAGAAGACGAAGUUGGUUUUAAUCCCUCCACUCUUCUGUCUCUGUGUUUGUUUUUAGUGUUGCCUGGAACACACACUUGUACCUGUGUUCAGACUUCAGAGGAUCAAUUAUCAAAAAUUCAAAACCAUUCGGUACUUGUCAUCUAAAAUAAUAUAUCUCUCAGAGUAGAAUACAAACUGUCUAA